Molecule: messenger RNA, 2538 nt
Organism: Melanotaenia boesemani (Boeseman's rainbowfish)
Lineage: Eukaryota; Metazoa; Chordata; Actinopteri; Atheriniformes; Melanotaeniidae
Gene: fzd8a
Product: frizzled class receptor 8a
Exons: 1
Coding region: 364-2106 (580 amino acids)
Biological process (GO): non-canonical Wnt signaling pathway; canonical Wnt signaling pathway
Cellular component (GO): plasma membrane
Molecular function (GO): Wnt-protein binding; Wnt receptor activity
Source: RefSeq, a predicted model, not a curated record
ACCUGAGAGGGACGAACCGGAUGAAUGUUGUCGUUUCUGUGUUUUGAAGGAAGAAAAGAGCCCCCUGUUUUUCACUGUGUGGAUCAAACGGACCGCCGCGCGUGGGCUUUAUUUUUUAUUUUUCUCACUGGGGUACUGAGCAACCUCCACAAUAAGCUGAAUUCUCCUCUCAGCCAUCUUGACUGCUGCUCGCUGCCCUGAGGCUGAUCUCUUUCCUCCUCAGCUGAAAGUAAACACGGCUUGCACGUCGCGUGCAACUCCGUGGAAGACCCCCAGAGAGGCGCGAUGGGCUCGGAGCGCAGCCUCUAACCUGGCCGGAGGGUUUCUGUCUGUUUGUGUCAGAGCAGCGACACGCCGGACAUCAUGGACCUGUUUGGGAUUUACCUGCUCCUCUCGGUCGCUGUCCUACCCCGAUCCAGCUGCACCACAGCCAAGGAGAUCACCUGCCAGGAGAUAGCCGUGCCCCUCUGCAAGGGGAUCGGCUACAACUACACCUACAUGCCCAACCAGUUCAACCACGACACGCAGGACGAGGCGGGACUGGAGGUGCACCAGUUCUGGCCUCUGGUUGAGAUCCAGUGUUCUCCGGACCUGAAGUUCUUCCUCUGCAGCAUGUACACCCCGAUCUGCUUGGAGGACUACAAGAAACCUUUACCGCCGUGCCGGAGCGUGUGCGAGAGGGCACGAGCCGGCUGCGCGCCGCUCAUGAGGCAGUACGGCUUCCCCUGGCCGGACAGAAUGAGGUGCGACCUGCUGCCGGUCCAGGGCAACCCGGACACGCUGUGCAUGGACUACAACAGAACGGACUCCACCACCGUCUCCCCGGUGCUCUCUAAACCCACCAACCUCCCCAGCAAAAGCUACAAUCCGCCUAAAAACAAGCCUGGAAGACCAGGUUCUGGGAAAUACAAGCCGCCUGGCGCCCACUGUGAGCCGGGGUGUAAGUGUCUGGAGCCCAUGGUCCCGGUAAACACGGACCGACACCCGCUUUAUAACCGGGUUAAGACCGGACAGAUCACCAACUGCGCCAUGCCGUGCCACAAUCCCUACUUUACGCACGAUGAGCGCGCGUUCACGGCGUUCUGGAUCGGACUCUGGUCCGUGUUGUGCUUCGUGUCAACUUUCGCCACCGUCGCCACGUUUCUGAUCGACAUGGAGCGCUUCAAGUACCCGGAGCGACCCAUCAUCUUCCUGUCCGCCUGCUACAUGUUCGUCUCAGUCGGAUAUAUCGUCAGACUGAUCGCCGGACACGAGAAGGUCGCGUGCAACCGAGAGUUCGACCUGGAGCACAUCCACUACGAGACCACCGGCCCGGCGCUCUGCACCGUGGUUUUCCUCCUUAUCUACUUUUUCGGCAUGGCCAGCUCCAUCUGGUGGGUCAUCCUGUCCCUGACCUGGUUCCUCGCAGCCGGGAUGAAGUGGGGGAACGAAGCCAUCGCCAGUUACUCCCAGUACUUCCACCUGGCUGCCUGGCUCAUCCCCAGCAUCAAGUCCAUCGCGGUGCUGGCGCUCAGCUCCGUGGACGGGGACUCCGUGGCCGGCAUCUGCUACGUGGGGAACCAGAACCUGGACAAUCUGCGGGGUUUCGUCCUCGCCCCCUUGGUGAUUUAUUUAUUCAUCGGCACCAUGUUUCUCCUGGCCGGGUUCGUGUCUCUGUUCCGAAUCCGCAGCGUCAUCAAACAAGGUGGCACCAAAACGGACAAACUGGAGAAGCUGAUGAUCCGGAUCGGGAUUUUUACGGUUCUCUACACGGUUCCGGCCACCAUCAUAGUGGCCUGUUACUUUUAUGAGCAGCACAACCGGCAGAGCUGGGAGAUCACGCACAACUGCUCCAACUGCGUCCUGGACCGGGACCGCAGGAGUCCAGACUAUGCGGUUUUUAUGUUGAAGUACUUCAUGUGCCUUUUGGUGGGCAUCACGUCCGGGGUGUGGAUCUGGUCGGGGAAGACCGUGGAUUCUUGGAGGACUUUCUGCACCAGGUGCUGCUGGGGGAGUAAAGGCACGAGCGGCUCCAUGUACAGCGACGUGAGCACCGGGCUGACGUGGCGGUCGGGCACGGCCAGCUCGGUGUCCUGCCCCAAACAGAUGCCGCUGUCCCAGGUCUGACAGGGGGAGGGAAGCUGAUGAGGACUGCUAAUUGUUUGGGAGAUAACCCAUCACAGCACGUCUCGAGGCAAUUUGCAUUGUAAUGUGUACACACACACAACACAAGCACACACACCAGAGGUACAGACUGAGCUAACUGGGCAUUACCUGCUGAAGACUUCCGUUUCCAGCUUCAUCUUCAUCUUUGUGCCAGAAAACCUUCAAUCACAGCAGCAGUGGUUUAAAUUAAGCCUUAAGAGUGCCCAAGAUUUUUACGGGUCCUUCAUUUUUUAUGUAUUUAUAUAGAACUUAUGUAAAAAAAACUUGUUCAUUUUGUAUAUAAAAGAAAAGUUUAUAAGAUAUUGUAAAUUUGUACAAAGUGUAGAUGUGUCUUUUUUGUGGAGAAAAGCAAAUAUGACUUAUUUUGACAAUAAAACAGCUGAUAAAUCUGAA